Molecule: messenger RNA, 2415 nt
Organism: Penicillium odoratum
Lineage: Eukaryota; Fungi; Ascomycota; Eurotiomycetes; Eurotiales; Aspergillaceae
Exons: 1
Coding region: 1-2415 (804 amino acids)
Molecular function (GO): protein binding
Source: RefSeq, a predicted model, not a curated record
AUGUCAGCUUUGAAGAGACUGGGAUCUUCAAUUUCAGACAAGAGCUUGGCUGAAUACAAGAAAGAGCUUCAAUUCCGGGGACAAGCUAUCAGGGACGAAAUUCGACUCCAGAUGGCAAGUAAAGGGCAAAAAGAAGCAGAAGCCAACGCACGGUCUCGAGAUACUCUGGGCGAACUUGUUCAAUUCUCGUCGGACCAACAGAAGUUUCGAAUGAAACAACGGAUUCUCGAUUUCUGCUCACAGAUUGAGUAUACGACCGCAUGGAAACAAAGUCGAAGAGCGGGCACUACCACCUUAUUUCGCGAUUGUGAGUGCUACAAGGCCUGGAAAUCGGAUAAGGACUGCUCAACGCUCGUGUACACCGGAAAGCUUGGCGUCGGAAAGUCCGUAAUGCUUGCGAAUAUGGUUGAUGAUCUGCAAGCAUAUGGUCACGGAAAACAGGAUAUGAUUGCUUUUUUCUUUAUUCGGCAUGACACAGUCGAAACAUUGAAUGCGCGAACAGUUAUUGGAUCUGUGACUCAACAGCUGCUUACUCAACUAAUUGACCUUGACAUGGAAAAUGGCUUGCUCAAAGCUAUUUGUGAGCUAUUCGAGACGACAGCUUCUAUGGAUGACUAUAGGCGGAUGAGAAAACUUCUCAGUCUUGCGCUUAGUCCGCGGAAGAGGACAUUUAUGGUCAUUGAUGGAAUCGAUGAGCUGAGCAGCUCUGAAAUGAGAGUAUUUUUUGAAAGGUUCAGUGAUCUGCAAAGAAGAACGGGCGUCUCACUUUGUAUAGCAGCACGCCAAGAUUCUAGUGAUGCAGUCAAGAGCAGCCAAAAGUUUCUUCAGAAGACAGUGGUUACUCAGGUUCCACAAAAUAUGGAAGAAAUCAAGAGCUACAUCCACCGAGAAAUUAAGCAUCGUCUAUGGUCAGAGCAAUUGAUCGUAAAAGACACAGAUUUAAUUUUGGAAAUCCAAGAUGCCCUAUACAAAGGGUCUCAAGGCAUGUUUCUCUGGGUUUCGUUACUCAUUGAAUUCUUGUGUGGGAUAGAUACAGAUGAAGAGAUUCGCAGCGCUCUCGAUGAUCUACCACAAGACCUCUCAGAGACAUACUCGAGAAUUUUGAGGAAGUCAAACAAACCAGGCCGUCCGUACCAAAGACUUAUUCUGGAGAUCAUUUCAGUUGCUCAACGACAAUUGACAGUUGAAGAAAUACAAGAAGCACUCAGUGUGACUCCAGGGGACGUAAAUUGGAACUCAUCACGACUUAUCAACAAUUUCUACGCCACUCUUAAGUGCUGUGGUGGCCUUCUCAUUGUUGACGAAGAGACACUUGCCAUACAUUUUGUUCAUCACAGCGUAAAGCACUACCUCACAGGAUGCUUCGAAUCCCCUGGAAGCUGCUUCAUUCAGCUGAGUGAAGCACACUGCAAGAUGUCCAAUAUCAUCAUCACGUACUUCAGCUACUCAAUCUUCGAGCGACAAAUUUCUUCACAAGUCGUUCCAACUGUACGUGCUGGUCCAGCAGUUUCAGGUAUUAUUAAAUCAACACGUUCCCAUUCCGGGUGGAUAGGGGGCAUCACCCUGGACUUGCUACAAAGGAAGGAGAAGCAAAAACAUGACGUUGAUAUGAAUAUCGCGAAGACUCUGGCAGAAUUGAGGCCUGCGGUAGAUGGGUCGACUCAGGGAGUAGCAUUUGCAGAUUACGCCAUUGCUUUCUGGUGUGCUCACCUUGCUGUCUCCUUCCCCUUAGCUGCGGAAACAUCACUACUCUUCAGCAAACUAUGCAAUCGGAAUUUCUUUGAUGCAGCAAAGGCACAAGGAAAACAAAUUCUUCUAGGGAAGGCCGCAGAAUUUAACCAAGUUGAUUUGAUGAAAUAUCUUGUUGAAUCGAUGGAUGUUGAUGUCAAUUGCACAGUGGAUGAAACUGGAAGAACAGCACUAUUUAUGGCCUGCUUCUCUUGCCAUUAUGAAGCAGUUCAAUAUCUUCUUAAGAUUGACGGCAUAGAUCCAAUGGCAUCAGACAAGAGCUCGAAAACUCCUUUACAUAUCGCGAUUGAGAGUGGCCACGAUGACAUUGCGAAGGCCUUGGCCACUCACCCUGGUAUUAAUGUCUCACAUGCUGAUGUCUACGGCGUUACCCCCUUGCUUCUAGCAAUGAGGAUUAACAAAGCGGUACUCUUCGAAAUUCUCCUAAGCCAUCAGAACGUGGAUAUCAACCAACCCGACCCGCGAGACCAAAGGACACUCCUUCAAAAGGCAGUUCUUACGGACAACAUAGUUUUUGCAAAACUAUUGAUGUCUCGCCCUGACUUGAAGCUCAUUUCUUCGAAUUAUGACCAAUGCAUUGACGUUUUCUGUUGGGCAAUUGAAGGGCGCAGUAGCUCUCUCUUCGGUGCUUUGAUGGAUCACCGCGAAGUGGGCAUUCACCUUUGA